Messenger RNA from Eleginops maclovinus (Patagonian blennie), 1728 nucleotides. RefSeq names its product chemerin-like receptor 1. Gene Ontology annotation, molecular function: G protein-coupled receptor activity; complement receptor activity. Lineage: Eukaryota; Metazoa; Chordata; Actinopteri; Perciformes; Eleginopidae. Gene Ontology annotation, cellular component: plasma membrane. Bases 102 to 1175 code for a protein of 357 amino acids. Gene Ontology annotation, biological process: inflammatory response; positive regulation of cytosolic calcium ion concentration; complement receptor mediated signaling pathway. The transcript is spliced from 2 exons. The record is from RefSeq and is a predicted model, not a curated record.
CAUGAACUGAGAAGGAGGAGUAAUCAGGGAGAGGAUAAGUAGAGGCAGAGCCACACAGAGAUCAACUUAGAAAAAAGACAGUCCCUCUUUGCAUCACAAAAAUGAAGGCUGAUUUCACCAACUCCACUGACGAUCAACAAAACGAUGUUGAUAAUGUUCCAACUGUCCUACAGACGACUACGCUGGUCAUCUACUGCUUGAUAUUCGCAUUUGGGACUAUUGGCAACAGUCUAGUCAUCUAUGUGACAGGCUGCAGGAUGAAGAGAACGGUCAACUCAGUUUGGUUCCUCAACUUGGCCCUGGCUGAUUUCCUCUUCACAACCUUUCUGAUUUUCACAAUAAUUUCUCACUCUCAGAACACCGAAUGGAUGUUUGGACAAGUACUAUGCAAGCUCAACACCAUUGUGAUUUUACUCAACAUGUUUGCCAGUAUCUUUCUUCUGACAGCCAUAAGUCUGGAUCGUUGUUUCUCAAUCUGGUUGGUGGUUUGGGCACAAAACAGGCGUACUGUUGGCAAAGCCCAGAUCAUAUGCGUUGUCAUCUGGAUUACUGCUGGGGUCUGCAGCGCUCCAUUUGCCCAUUUUCGAGAGGUUAUUUCUUAUCACGGGAAGGAAUACUGUAAUUAUCCUCAAUCCAUUACAGAGGGAACAAUAAUAAAAAAUCUCAACAUAUUUCGCUUUGUUAUGGGCUUCCUCAUCCCAUUCCUGGUAAUAUGUGUCUCUUAUGUGGCCAUAGUUGUUCGUGCUAGGCGCCUGCAAAAGACAAGAAAACAGAAAUGUCGCCGGAUCAUUUUCUCUGUUGUUCUUGCAUUCUUCAUCUGCUGGUUGCCCUUCCAUGUUUUGCAAUUUAUUGAUUCAAAUAACCAACAUCUUGCUUCUAUUCAGAUUAUUGGUCCUCUGGUUGUGAGUCUUUGUUUUAUGAACAGCUGCCUGAAUCCCAUUCUCUAUGUUUUCAUGUGUGAUGAAUUCCAGCAGAAGCUUAAGCAAUCCAUAUGCUUUGCAUUAGAAAGUGCCCUGGCUGAGGACCACUUGUCAUUUAUGUCCUCUCGCUCCCUGUCGUCACACCUUUCACGGAUUUCUCGUAAGUCUGACUCUACUGCACCCAUGGAAAAGAUAGGCACAGUCACUUGCUCAACCACAGAAAGAGAGACACUGCGCACGGAUGAAGAUCAAUAAUGACAAAAAGUAAAGUAUGAACUGAAAAUGGACUGUUGAAUUGAUUUCAUCAGUCCAUCUGUGUGCAGAAAAUUAUUGAUGAUAUUUUGUAUAUAUGUGCAUUCUAAUGUUCUCCGUAGUAUCACCCUUAACAGGUGUCUACAAUGUGUCUUUGACUCCCGUGUUAUUUUUGUUGCAUCUGUAACUAGAUCCAUUUUCUUUCUAUCAGAUGUAUUUUGAUGAAAUCGCAAAGCUCUCUAGAUCAAUCAUCGUUUUGGGGUGUGCUGUGGCUUUACAAUGUAAAUAUGAAUGUAUGUGUAUAAGAAUGACAUAUUUUGUACAACAUAUUUCAUCAGAUAUGGAAAGACUUAACAUUAUAUGAUAAAGUGCACAGUUAUAUGUUUAUGUUUAUGCCUGUGAUGUAGUCAAUACAAUUUCUAGCUUAUUUUCCCCAGUUGUUUUUUUUUGGCAGGCUUAUAUUCUUUAGAAGCAUAAUACUGGUACAAAGGGCUGAGCUUCAAAAGUUGAGUUAUAUGCAUUACCGUACAGUGAUUAAAAACACAUGUGAUUUCUU